ACUCCACUUUUAGCUGCAGACAAAGCAACCGAAUAGAAAAUACGAGAAAACACAGCGCAGUCAAAGCCUCCAUACUUAAUUCUUGGCGGUUCAGUUUCUCCGGAAAUGGAAAACCAAAUCGCAAACGGUGCUGUUAAAGCUGUAAGAGCCUCCGCUCUCAAUUGUAUCGAUCUCUCAAGCUCCGAUAUACACCAAUCUGUCUCCUUACUGAAACAGGCCAGUUUGGAUUGCGGUUUUUUCUACGUGGUAAAUCAUGGGGUAAGCGAGAAGUUCAUGGACGAGGUGUUUGCACAGAGCAGGAGGCUUUUCAGCUUACCAUUGAGUGAAAAAAUGAAGCUUUUGAGGAACAAGAAUUACAGGGGAUAUACCCCUUCUCUUGAUGAGCAUCUGGACCAUGAAAACCAAGUACACGGAGAUUACAAGGAGGGGUAUUAUAUAGGAGUUGAGCUGCCUGAAGAUGACCCAGAACCGGAAAAUAAGCCAUUUUAUGGGCCUAAUGUUUGGCCUGCUCCAGAUUUGUUGCCGGGGUGGAGAGACUCCAUGGAGGAAUAUCAUAGACAAUGCUUAGAGGUGGCUAAAGCAGUUGCUAGGCUUGUAGCCCUUGCUCUUGAUCUAGACAUCCAUUUCUUUGAUAAACCAGAAAUGAUUGGCGAGGCUAUUGCGACAUUGCGGUUACUACACUAUGAUGGUCAAAUUUCUGAUCCAUCAAAUGGAAUUUUUGGAGCUGGUGCUCAUUCUGACUUUGGUUUUAUAACCCUUUUAGCAACAGAUGAUGUCGUAGGUCUCCAAAUAUGCAAGGAUAAGGAUGCUAAACCUCAAAUAUGGGAAUAUGUACCACCAAUUAAAGGAGCAUUUAUAGUGAAUCUUGGCGACAUGCUGGAACGCUGGAGCAACGGCAUUUUCAAGUCCACGCUGCAUAGAGUUGUAGGGAAUGGUCAAGACAGAUACUCCAUGGCAUACUUUAUAGAACCUAGUCACGAUUGUCUUGUUGAGUGCUUGCCUACCUGCAAAUCUGAAAAAAACCCUCCCAAGAAAUGCAUCACCUAUAAAGCAUGUGGCCAGUAGAGUAGUAAGCACUUGAAAUGAUGUUCUUUCGGUUCAUGCUUUUCUGCAUUUGCCUACUAUGCCAGGUUUCCUCCAAUCUUGUGUCGGACUUACCUGAGGCAGCGAUAUUACGAUACUCACGCUGAUCUGAAUGUCUAUGAUGAACAUACAAAAUAAGUUUGCCACCGCUCCUGCAAUUGAAGAUGAAUCCCCUUCUAAGAUAGCAUAAGAUUCAUAUGGUUCUACCAUUGUUGUAUUUGAUAAUGUGUUCCAUCAGUGUUCAAGUUGUAUUCUCAUGUAAAUCCAUAGAAUGUGUCCAAUGAAAAACAUAUCCCUGCCUCUAAAUUAAUGUACUGCAUCUGCAUAGUUGACUUCAUGGUCAAAGAAAAGGCUGUAGGAAGUCAAUCAAGGAUCAAUAAAUUUUAUUUAUUUAUUUAUAUAAA
Molecule: messenger RNA, 1487 nt
Organism: Prunus dulcis (almond)
Lineage: Eukaryota; Viridiplantae; Streptophyta; Magnoliopsida; Rosales; Rosaceae
Product: 2-oxoglutarate-Fe(II) type oxidoreductase hxnY-like
Exons: 11
Coding region: 106-1065 (319 amino acids)
Source: RefSeq, a predicted model, not a curated record